ACAAUGUGAUGGUUGGACAGCUAAUGCUAAGUGCGGAGAGCGAAAGAAGUAUUUACAUCGUGUUUUAAAACCACUUUGCUCACAACAAAUGGCAUCCCAGCUCCCCGUCACCGUCAGAGCUCAGCCGGCAGCCGCCAGCUCCGCCGCUCUCCGGGGGAAGAAGCGUCCCGGUAGUCCGGCGGUGUCUGCCGGGCAGCAGGUCACCGGGAGCAGCGGCGGCAAGAAGAAGAAACUGACGGCGACUCCAGCAACACAGGUGAUCAGCAUGUCAUUAAAACCAGUUAAAUCCAGUGGCACAGUCGAGUGCGGUCCAGCCGCCGUCACAGAGUCCACAGCAAAGCCUCCACCGUUCAAAGACCCCACGUUUAUGCAUUCGGGGAUCGGUGGAGCAGCAGCAGGUAAAAAGAACAGGACCUGGAAGAAUCUCAAACAGAUUCUGGCUCUGGAGCGGACUUUACCCUGGAAGCUCAAUGAUCCCAGCUACUACAACAUUGACGCCCCUCCCUCUCUGAAGCCAACCAAGAAAUACUCCGACAUCUCUGGACUUCCUGCAAAUUACACAGACCCUCAGACAAAGCUGCGCUUCACGUCCUCUGAGGAGUUCUCCUACAUCCGUCUCCUCCCCACCGAUGUUGUUACCGGCUACCUGGCGCUCCGAAAGGCGACCUGCAUCGUACCGUGACAGCCGAGCGAGUCCAGAAACCUGAAACUGGUUCAAACCAGAACUGAACUUGCGUCAGUGCAGGAAGCUGUUUGAGAGCGCAGGCUGCUCACAGAGAGGACACACAGUGUGAAGGACAGCCGCAGCUCACAGAGCGGCAUCUGCUAAACAUGUCACUGAUGUUUUUAAAGAAGGCAACCUGAAUCAUAAUUGUUGAGCUUGGUAUUGUGCAAGAAACUGCGUUACCAGUACUAAUGUAAGUCCCCCUAAAGUGAUACAGACACCAUUUCAUUUAAUAACCAUGAUGCGAGUGCAGGGCCGUGUAGUAUAGCCAUACAUGUGUACAAAUACACAAAACAUACGACUUCACCACACCACAGGCUGCAUGCAGGGGUACCACAGUCACGAAAAAUCUGCAAAAGUCAUGGAAUUUCACAACCGCAUUUUUCAAAUCAUUGAAAGUUUUGGAAAAAUUUAUGGAAUAAUGUUUCGUGUAGUGAAAUUGUGACAAUAAUCCUCAGCUGAUAACCUUCCACGAAACGCAGAGUCAAGCUGUUUAGGUAUCCAUGUGAGUUUUUUGGGGACCUGGUUAAUGACUCGUUGCCAGAUGUUAGACGCAGCUGCUCUAGAGAUGGCAGUAACAGAUAGUUUGCUUAGCUGCUGGGGGGGGGGGUUCAGGACAGUCCAGGUUCAGAUCCCCGGAAGAAAAAGGAUCAAAUGCAGGAUUCGUUUGGAGAUGUUUCAGUACCACACAAUACUCUGCUGAAACCCAGCCCUAUUAAAGUGACAAAAAAUGCAACAAA
Messenger RNA from Plectropomus leopardus (leopard coralgrouper), 1464 nucleotides. The record is from RefSeq and is a predicted model, not a curated record. NCBI's taxonomy places the organism in Eukaryota, Metazoa, Chordata, Actinopteri, Perciformes, Serranidae.